AUGGUCAAUUCCUGUUGUGGAUCCGUCUGCUCUGACCUGAGCUGCGGAAGAGGCUGCUGCCAAGAGACCUGUUGUGAGCCCGGCUGCUGCAGCAGCUCUUGCUGCCCCCCAACCUGCUGCCAGACCACUUGCUGCAGGACCACCUGCUGCCGCCCCACAUGCUGUGGGACCAGCUGCUGUCGCCCGACCUGCUGCAGGCCCACUUGCUGCCAGUCGGUCUGCUGCCAGCCCACUUGCUGCCGCCCAGUCUGCUGCGUGUCCAGCUGCUGCAGGCCCUGCUGCCCCCAACCUUGCUGCGUGUCUACCUGCUGCAGGCCCUGCUGCCCUCGACCAUGCUGCGUGUCUAGCUGCUGCAGGCCCUGCUGUCCCAGGCCUUGCUGCCCCCGACCAUGUUGUGUGACCAGCUGCUGCCAGCCCUGCUGCCGCCCAACGUGCUGCCAAACCACUUGCUGCCGUCCAACCUGCUGUGUGCCCAGCUGCUGCCAGCCUUGCUGCCGCCCAGCUUGCUGCCAAACAACUUGCUGCAGAACCACCUGCUGCCGCCCUACUUGCUGUGCAUCAUCUUGCUGCUGA
Ornithorhynchus anatinus (platypus) is the source of this 573-nucleotide messenger RNA. RefSeq names its product keratin-associated protein 4-4-like. The record is from RefSeq and is a predicted model, not a curated record. Gene Ontology annotation, cellular component: keratin filament. The transcript has a single exon. Bases 1 to 573 code for a protein of 190 amino acids. NCBI's taxonomy places the organism in Eukaryota, Metazoa, Chordata, Mammalia, Monotremata, Ornithorhynchidae.